This is a messenger RNA of Marasmius oreades (fairy-ring Marasmius), 1893 nucleotides long. RefSeq lists its product as uncharacterized. The record is from RefSeq and is a predicted model, not a curated record. Gene Ontology annotation, biological process: transmembrane transport. Lineage: Eukaryota; Fungi; Basidiomycota; Agaricomycetes; Agaricales; Marasmiaceae. The coding region runs from base 250 to 1734 and encodes 494 amino acids. The transcript has 9 exons. Gene Ontology annotation, molecular function: transmembrane transporter activity.
CGAACACUCAUCAACUCUGAUCAGCAUAAAAAUUGAACAUGAAAGCCUUCCAAAGCCACCUAAUGGAUACAAAAAUCUUGCUGGAGAACAAAAAAGCAUUACAGCCGUUUGCAUAAAGCCCUAAUGUCGUUAAUUGACAAGUCUCAACCUUUAUGCAAAGGGCUGUAAAUAGAAAACCACCCCGGCCGUGGCUUGACCGUCUCUUUUCCCCAUCUCCGUCACUUCUACUUCCACUUCUACGACACACGAAUGCCUCCCCAGUUUGACGAGGAAACACCGCUACUGCAACAACAUUCACAAAAGCCAAAAGUCAAGCGCACUCCGCUUCCGUGGCUUCAGUUCUCUCUCGUUCUGUUUCUUCAGCUGACAGAACCCUUAACAUUUCAAGUCAUUUCUCCGUUCGCUCCUCAGUUGAUUCGUGACAUCGGAAUUACACAUGGAGAAGAAUCGAAAGUAGGGCAUUAUGUCGGGCUGUUGCAAUCUCUGUUCUUUUUCACCCAAGCCUUGACAAUUCUACACUGGGCACGAACAUCCGACCGAUUUGGGCGAAAGCCCGUCCUGCUGAUUGGUUUGUUCGGAAUGUCUGUGUCCAUGUUUUGCUUUGGACUUUCCAAGACUUUCUGGGGACUUGUCAUGAGUCGAGGUUUAAAUGGCGCUCUCAACGGGAACAUUGGAAUCAUCAAGAGCAUCGUGGCAGAGAUCACCGACUCCACAAAUCUAUCGCAGGCGUAUGGGUACAUGCCCAUUGCUUGGUCUACCGGAGGUGUUCUAGGUCCUCUUGUCGGCGGCGCCCUGUCCCAUCCCGCUGAUCAGUUCCCUAACAUAUUCGGACACUCUAAAUUUCUAAGAGAGUAUCCUUACUUCCUGCCUUGCGCUGUUCCCGCCAUCUUCUCCGCAAUCGCCUGGAUCGUCACCUUAUUAUUUUUGAAGGAAACGGUUCCAGCGGCGAUACCGAUAUCGCGACUUUUCAACUUUCGAAAGAGCAAGGCCAAUCUGACGCUGCAAACUGUUACUUUGCAACCGGAACCAUCUCCAGCAUCCACAGAAGCUACUAACGACACGUUUGAUAUUGAUAAUGAAAAACCCGUACCAUUGCUAGCACUGCUCCGAACCCCGGCAGUCCUCAUCUCGGCAGGCAACUACGCUUCCCUCGGUCUCGUAGACAUCGCUAUUCGAGCCAUCCAACCCUUGUUCUUCUCCACACCCAUCGAACUAGGCGGUUUGGGUCUUUCUCCAGCCAGUAUCGGAAAGAUCCUAUCCAUUAUUGGCUUAUUAAUGGGACUCAUCCAGAUAUUCUUCUUUGCGAAGAUCCACGAUAGGUUAGGCUCCAAGACGACGUUUACGAUCGGGAUCGGGUCCGCUAUCCCCAUAUUUUUAACGUUUCCUGUGAUGAGGUAUCUUGUGUUGGCGAACCAGGGACUUACGGCUUGGGUUUGGGUGGUCGUUGGCAUUCAGAUUUUCUUGUUUGUCUUACCAAGUUUUGCAGGUGGUGCCAUAUUCAUCUACAUCCAGGCAUCCUCACCAAAUCGAGCUUCGCUUGGUGUGACGAACGGAUUCUCCCAGUUAUCCGUGAGUAUAUGCCGAGCCGUUGGUCCUGGCUUAGCUACCUCGUUAUUUUCGGUGUCGAUGGAGAAAGGAUACCUUGGAGGAUAUAUGGUAUAUUAUGUCCUAGCUGGGUUGGCGGGGUUGGCAUUAAUGGCUGCUUCGUUGUUACCUGGACAGGUGCGAAGAUAGAGCGGAUUUGGACUUGGUCGGAUUGUCUCCUACUUGAUGGAGGUGAAGGAUUGAAGAUCAAGGUAUCUAAACGAAACAAAGAGGAACAACACACCUUAGGGGAGCAGUUCAGGGACCGGAAAUGUCCAUGAUCCAGGUUUGAACUAUUUCGCCUUCUGG